AUUGAGCACAAAAAAAAGGACUCUAGGGUGCUCCGCAGUGCAUGAAAGCAAGCCGAUUGUGCCAUUGUGAGGAAUAGAAGCGGGAUCCAUGAAUCACGGCGCACUCCUGCGCUGCACAGCUGGCUCGUGUUAAGCCGAGGUCACGUAUUCUUCACCUCCUCCUCCCCGAAGGAGCUCCACUUAUGGGUGUUGCCCCCCAUUGUUGCGUUGUGCCUCUUGGCCCUAACAUCCAGGAAUGACUACAAUCUGCAAUGGAAAAAAAAUUGUUUGGCUGUCUGCUGAAGUGAUCCCGCCAUGCGUGAAUACAAGCUAGUGGUGUUAGGCUCCGGAGGUGUGGGCAAGUCCGCUCUGACAGUUCAGUUCGUGCAGGGAAUCUUUGUGGAAAAAUAUGACCCGACAAUAGAAGACUCGUACAGAAAGCAAGUGGAGGUAGACGGACAGCAAUGUAUGCUUGAAAUUCUCGACACAGCCGGCACAGAACAGUUCACGGCAAUGAGGGACUUGUACAUGAAGAACGGCCAAGGUUUUGCCCUGGUUUACUCCAUCACAGCGCAGUCCACCUUUAACGACCUCCAGGACCUGAGGGAACAGAUUCUACGAGUAAAAGACACCGAGGAUGUGCCGAUGAUCCUGGUGGGCAACAAGUGCGACUUGGAGGAUGAGCGUGUGGUGGGAAAGGAGCAGGGCCAGAACCUGGCCAGACAGUGGAACCACUGUGCCUUUUUAGAGUCCUCUGCUAAGUCAAAGAUCAAUGUCCUCGAUAUCUUCUAUGACCUGGUCAGGCAGAUAAAUAGGAAAACGCCAGUGGAAAAGAAGAAGGCAAAAAAGAAAUCCAACUGUGUGCUGCUUUAAAGACCCUCCCAUCCUAAAGCCCCUGCAGCAGCUCUGAGCCAGAAAUGCUGUAAUGAAGAACUGUUGCCCUGAUUGGAACGUGCCAGCAUUCCAACAGCCCCGCCCACCCUGAUCCCCCCCCCCCCCUCUUCUCCUCUCAACUCCAUCAGCCCCAAACGGUGAAUCAGCUGAGCGCUCACACCGCUCUAUCCUACACGAGAUGAGGAUGACGAUGUACGGCGCGGAGAGAAAAAAAAAACCAUCAAAGAGAAAGACAGUCGGCGAGAGACAACUCUGUUCUCUGGCCUCGAGGACCUUCUUCCCGUGUGUGUCUGCUGAAAGGACACAUUUGCUUCAUUUUUGCUCCAAAAACCAAAAGGCCACAAAACUGAUGACAACAGCGCAGGAAAUCUGUUAAAAGAAACUAAAUGUCCGUGAGCCGCUUAGACACGGCUAAAACAGCAGUCCCCCCGCCCCCCGCCUGGCCUCCCCUCUUCUUUUUUGACACUUUUAACACAAACAAAAAAAAAAAAACGAUUAAGAAGUGAAACAUUAGAAAUGGGAUUCAGUAUUUUUCCAUCUUUUUCAGUAUAUCGUAUUUGAAAAACAUACAUUUAGUUGUGUGAAUAUUAAUGUUCUUCAAAAACGAGCAUGAAAAAAAAAGUUGCUUCAGUUCAUAAUUGUAGAUGUGUGAAACCAAGUGGAAAAGUGAGAAUCAUUAUUUUUAUCUUGGAUGGCCAUAAACAUUUUCUCCAUGCCUGUCAUGUCAGUGAUAGAUCAAGGUCUAUAAUCUGUAUUUUUUUUUUUUAUGUUUCUUUUCACACCUCAUCAUUCAUGGACUUCUCAUCUACCGAUUUCUCUCUAUCUCUCUCUGAUGUGACUUAAUUUUAUACUUAGUCACUGGGAAUUUCAUAGCUCCCAUAAUAUAUUCUAAUGCCAUUUUUUUUUCUUUUUGCAUAAUGCUUCGGACAAAAAUGGGUCUUUUAUAGAAGAAAUAAAAGGGGGGGGGAAUAAGGAAUGAUUUCUAUGUCUCUUGAAGUUGAAAUAUAUUAUACUAAACCAACUCGAA
Messenger RNA from Syngnathus acus (greater pipefish), 1900 nucleotides. Its product is annotated as ras-related protein Rap-1A-like. NCBI's taxonomy places the organism in Eukaryota, Metazoa, Chordata, Actinopteri, Syngnathiformes, Syngnathidae. The coding region runs from base 295 to 852 and encodes 185 amino acids. The record is from RefSeq and is a predicted model, not a curated record. The transcript is spliced from 8 exons. Gene Ontology annotation, cellular component: plasma membrane. Gene Ontology annotation, molecular function: GTP binding; GTPase activity; GDP binding. Gene Ontology annotation, biological process: Rap protein signal transduction; cellular response to cAMP; negative regulation of synaptic vesicle exocytosis.